Molecule: messenger RNA, 1728 nt
Organism: Erpetoichthys calabaricus (reedfish)
Lineage: Eukaryota; Metazoa; Chordata; Cladistia; Polypteriformes; Polypteridae
Exons: 9
Coding region: 58-1302 (414 amino acids)
Molecular function (GO): sequence-specific DNA binding
Source: RefSeq, a predicted model, not a curated record
AAUAGGUCUCUUCUCAGUGAAAAACAAGGCCGAGAAUAAUUUUCGCUUCUUGAUAAAAUGAAAACGUUUGAAUUUUACAAUAACUUGAAAGAAUAUCUUUUACGAGAAAAAUUAAACAAAAAUGUAACGAUCAGAGAGCGAAGUGAAAUACGACGCGUGUCCGUGAACUUUGUGAUUAAAGACCACCAACUCUUUUACACCGGGCCAAAUCGACAGUACUUUCGUCUGGUUGUCAUGAGUGAAGAACAAAAGAGAGCCGUGCUAAAGGAGUGUCAUGAUAAUCCUGGGACCGGCAGCCAUCACGGUGUGAGAGGCACCAGAGACCGAGUUAUUGCUAGCUACUUCUGGCCAAGUCUUAUAAAAGAUGUGGCUAACUGGGUGAGAUGUUGUCACCGCUGCCAGCAGAAUGAGCCCAUCAAGACAGUGACACCAGUCUUGCAUUCUAUGAAGAACCAUUUUUCAAGUGCUCAGUUUGAUAGUGGUGGUGCACUUCUGCCUGAUGCUGUGCCUGACCAGAAUUGUGCUGUUUCCAGGAACUCUCAAUCUGGCACAUCCAGUAAUACAGAAAAUGGAAAAGUUGCACCAGUUCCUGAAGCACUCGGGCUGAUUGAUCAUUCAUACUGCAAAUCACCUCCAAGUCCGGGUCUGCUGGGAGACGACUGUCUGCUUUCACCAGACGAAACUGCAUUGGAAACAAACGGCUCAUACAACAUUCCUGCUAAAGGUGACCAGGCAGAGACCGCAAUCCAGAACCCAAUUUCCUUGAAAAUCUGCGUGAAAGAUGAAUCCCCCCCUGCUGUCACCCACAGACUGACCGAGAAAGCAGUCAUUGAUCACGUUUACUGUGCCCUUCCUGGCAAAGCAAAAGAGUCCAGCAUUGAGGACCCAACAGACUAUGCAGUGGAAGUAACAGCGGUGGCACUUAAUAAUUUCAAGGACUGCUUACCGAGUGAAAAAGAUGAAUUAAUUCACAAACUGAAAGUUGAAUUGGAAAGGAAAGAUCGAAUGCUGGCCCUGGUGUUCCAUCCAGAUCAAAUAAAAUAUCUAGAGAGCAGACUUUACAGACCAGGAUCAGGACAUGAAAUCUAUAAAUGGUCAUCAUCCACCAUUAGUGACUGCUUGAAGAUUAGAUAUGCAUGUGGCAUCAACGGAUACGAGUAUCUCAGAAAAGAACUGAAGUAUCCCAUCCCAAGCUAUCGCACCAUAACUAGACAUCUCAAGACUGUUGAGCCUCUACGGAGCCGAUCACCUGAUCAGGACAUUGAGGAGUCGCCCAUUAGUUGCUCACCUUGCAAGUCCUAAGGCAAAAACUCAGUAGUAGAAACCCCAACACUGGUGAAGUCGUCUGCUGGAUGAGCUUACAGUUGGAUUUAACCCGAGAAACUCGUGACUAUGCAAGCCAAGACGUAAGCUUAAGCCCCUGUGAGCCCUUAAAGAUGACUGGUGGAUUGUCACUUGCCUGGACAUUUUUUGGCAUUUACAAUACGAGAACCUGUGGACUGAGCAGAUAGGACUGAACCAAAGGAGCCUGGAGGGCGUUCUUCAAUGUGCUCCACCUGGCCAUGCGGUCCUUGGCGGCCCGUCGUCCGAUACGAGGUGUGGAGUUUCACUUGUCUUAAAUGAUUUCAUAGAGCUGUUCAGUUAGAGUUUCUGUUCAGUUCCUUCCUUCCAUCAAGGAAAAGCAGCUCCCUAAGUGACGACAUGUUCACCGUGUGCUUAUAAUAUUCA